AUGGCUUCCUCUCUCACCAAGGAAACUUCUUUUGCCUCUUCCGACUCCCCCUACUUCACAUCCCUCACCCGUCGCCGCCAACAAAAGAAGAUGAGCAUCACUCAAACAUACUACCUCGCUCACACUGCCCGGAAGAAGCUCACCCAUGAGGCUUCCCGGGCGGACCACGACCUCCGAUUGCUGGUCGGUCACGCCAACCUGCUCGACUCCCUUAUGCUAGACCUUGCCGAUGCUGAACGGGAACAAGAACGCUGGUUUAACCAGACCGUCAGUGGUGCUACCAAGGCUCAAGAAGAACCCCGACACAUCCAAUGGGCCUCGACAGUGAUCGAGGAACCCGAGGAAUACGAUGAGGAUGCCUCUGACCUCGAUUCCGACGUCAGUGACAGUGACACCGAGGAUUCGGACUUUGAGGACGCCGGCUUUGCCGUCAACGUUCCCGUCCGCCGCCGCACACCACCCGUUGGUCCAAUGGAGCCCAUCUUGAUGGAAGAGGACGACGACACAGACAGUGACUUUGAAUACGACGAUGUGGAGGACCUGGAGGAGCUCAGCUUGACUCGGUCGCCUUCGCGCCAGUCUCCGCCUGAGCUUCUCGCGGACUCGGAUGGCGAGUCCGAAGAAGAGCUCCUCCCUCCUUCCCCGCCCCAACCUACCUUGGAGACCUUCCAUGAGAAGGAUGCUACCUCCACAGAGAUCUCGCUGGACCAAGCCCAUCUGUUCGAGUCUGGGUAUUACGUUUCACAAGAGCAGACCAUCAUCGAGGCAUACUGA
This is a messenger RNA of Penicillium odoratum, 774 nucleotides long. RefSeq lists its product as uncharacterized. The transcript has a single exon. NCBI's taxonomy places the organism in Eukaryota, Fungi, Ascomycota, Eurotiomycetes, Eurotiales, Aspergillaceae. The coding region runs from base 1 to 774 and encodes 257 amino acids. The record is from RefSeq and is a predicted model, not a curated record.